GAGAUUCCCGCCGAAGACAUGAUGGAACGCGUGAAGGCAAAGUGUACACGUGACCCGACGCGUCACCCCCACUUGUUUCUGCCUCACUCAUCCACCAUGCCUGACGUCGAGAUGCAGUCUGCUGAAAAGAAAGAGGAGAAGAAAGAGGAAGAGAAGAAGGAGGAGACACCCAAAGUUCCCCCGACCCCAUUACAAGAGAUCAAGAAUAACGUCCUUCUCAUCGAGCGGGCAGUAGCAACACUCGAACCGCGCUUUUCGAACCGCAUCCUCCGAACUCUCGCUGGUCUACGGAAACGGGUCGAUGCGUUGGUAAUCCGCAAUGCUGUCGAUGAGCUCUUCGUCAAAGACUCUCCUGCUAAACAGUCUUUGUUAUCUUGGCUGCCAGAUGCGCCUGUUGCAGCGAAAACUCAAGACAUGGAAGUCGAUGCGACCCCGUCGACGACACCUGCUGCACCCGCCGCUGAACCAGCUCCCGAAGUCGACAUGUAUCUGCGUCUGCUACUCAUCCACCACUUUGACACGUCCCCUUCCACCUAUACCAAGGCUAUCGAACUUGCAAACGAGACUGUGGAGAAGGUGCAAUUGUUGAAUCGUCGAAGCAUGGACCCGAUCGCGGCGAAGAUCUGGUACGCGUUGGAACGUGCAUAUGAACUAGGCGAUCAACUUGCCGAUGCGCGCCCAUUGUUUCUUGCCGCUCAACGCACAGCGUCACUUCGACAUGAUGACGAAACGCAAGCUUCGCUCAUCAACCGUCUGUUGCGGAGUUACCUCCAGUACUCUCUAUACGACCAAGCCGACAAGCUCGUCUCUAAAACCACUUUCCCAGCAUCUGCUGGGAACACUCAGCUUGCGCGUUACCACUAUUAUAUCGGCCGUAUCAAGGCCGUGCAGCUAAACUACAGUGCUGCACACUCGAAUCUCCAGCAGGCCAUCCGUCGAGCGCCGGCUGCAACUCGUGCUCCCGGGUUCUGGCAAGCUGUGCACAAGCUCUUCGUUGUAGUGGAGCUGCUUAUGGGGGAUAUCCCAGAUCGCAGCUUGUUCCGGCAGCCUGUCCUUGAGAGGGCAUUGACCGCGUACUUUGAUAUCGUGAAAGCUGUCCGCACUGGAUCCCUGUCCCAAUUCCAGACCACGCUCGCGAAGCACGCUACUCAGUUCGAGGCCGAUCGAACUCUCACUCUCAUCAUUCGGCUGCGUCAGAAUGUGAUCAAGACUGGGAUCCGCCGCUUAUCGCUGUCUUACGCCCGGAUAUCUCUACGCGACAUAUGUGUCAAGCUUCACCUGGAUUCAGAGGAAGAUGCCGAAUACAUUGUCGGCAAGGCCGUGCGAGACGGUGUGAUCGACGCUCGGAUCGUGCAUUCCAAGGGCUGGAUCGAGUGCGGUGACCCUGCGAAGGGUGCCUAUGGGCCAGAGGUUGCUGACGUUUACUCGCGGCGCAUCGGCUACUGCUUGGAGCUGCAUAACCAGAGCGUCAAGGCGAUGCGAUACCCGUUGAAUGCCCACCGAAGGAGUUGGCUGCCGCAGAAGGUGCUCGAGAGCGGGAGAGAGAAUUGGUCAAAGAAAUCCAGGAGGGCGAUCUCGAUGACGAUGACAUGGGUGACUUUUAAGUACAUACUGAGUGGCAAUUUGACUCGUUUUCUGGAAUCACUCGAUCUCCGUUUGCAAAGGUGGCAAUCGGUCAUUCGCAUGCUGGUACAGCACUACUAUCUCUUAACAGAAGAGUGCUGAGUCUGCUUGACUGAAGCCUUGACUGAAGCCUUGACUGAAGCCUUGACUGAAGUCUUGACAGUGCCAGAGGCUCGGCGCCCUCGACCCUUCCACGGCUCACGUCUCUGGAAUCGCUUUGAGAUACAGCCUGUGACUAUGGAUGAACGCCAACUGACUGUGGUGGCUGUGGAGGGCGCAUGUAUUCCACUUCUUGGUCGUCUUCUUCGUCUUCGUCGUCGUUGAAGUCCCAGACGGUCGGCGAUGGAUCGGCGAUGGGUUUGGCCUUGGGAGCCUUCUCAUGCCCAUUAUCUGUUCCAGUCUCGGCCUUCUUAGGAUUGUUUCGAGAAUGCCUGACGACGCAGAUGUCAACGAAGAGCAAUGAUCGUCUUGCAGUCAGAGUGCUCACAUUCGCGUUGUGGAUCUCGGUGUGAGUGGUUGAAUUGCAGAGUUCGAGUCACUCAGCGUCACUUUAUAUGUGCCAGUUGGCUGUGCUUCGCUUCCUCAGCGAGUCCCAACAGAACGUAAGUCGGUGCCGUUCCACAGCCUGUACUACAGCAGUUUCACGAGCGCUGUUGCAAGUUCGAUUGGAAAGCGUAGAUGCAAUGCCUGUCCCGCUUAUCGAUGUCAAAAGAAUACAGAAGUUGUUAUGUCCAGGACGCUAGCUGGCGCCACAGGCCGUGUACUUGCAUCUCGCAGAAAUCUGUUAUUCUCCAGUCACGGGCAGUCUAUAAGCAGGACUUCCAGAGGUGUGUAUGUAAGAUCUAGUGUUCGAUAGGAUGCCUGACUUGAUGGACUCUUUGCAGUUCUGCGCUUCCGACAGAGACGCG
This is a messenger RNA of Mycena citricolor, 2531 nucleotides long. NCBI's taxonomy places the organism in Eukaryota, Fungi, Basidiomycota, Agaricomycetes, Agaricales, Mycenaceae. The record is from the annotation of a GenBank genome assembly.